Oncorhynchus masou masou (cherry salmon) is the source of this 6653-nucleotide messenger RNA. RefSeq names its product zinc finger protein 407 (gene znf407). Bases 158 to 5266 code for a protein of 1702 amino acids. NCBI's taxonomy places the organism in Eukaryota, Metazoa, Chordata, Actinopteri, Salmoniformes, Salmonidae. Gene Ontology annotation, molecular function: zinc ion binding; nucleic acid binding. The record is from RefSeq and is a predicted model, not a curated record. The transcript is spliced from 9 exons.
ACGUAUGGUACGUGCUACGGUACGCCACUUGUGACCAAGGGGGAAAAGCGCGGACAUUGAGAAUACUGGGGAAAUUGAACAGGAUCAUAACUUAAUUGAUUGCUGGAACAGAGUCCAAUUUCCUCUUCUCAUGUAAAGGCAUCAGGAGUUGUCUAACAUGGACAGAGAAUUAAGGUCAGGGAAGGAGAUUAAUGAGGACACGGUGCCUCAUCAUGGUGACACAGGACGUGUCUCCACAGAGGAAAUGGAAAGUGGAGGAAUUCCUCCCCUAGCAAAUAGGCCCAGGCCUGAUGAUGUCACAGCUGACAGCACAGGAGAGAUUGAGGAGGACACCGGCGGUAAGGUGGCUGAUGGGAAGGAGUCAGACCAGCCCCCUCGGGUUGAGGUGAACAUUACCCCGGAGACAGGUUACGGCUGUGCCUGUCCCAUCUGUGGCUUUGUAGCCAAAACUCCAACCGCCUUGAAGAUUCACUCCAAGAGGAAGCACACCGGUAGAGGAAAGACCAAGGGUGUGAGCUCAGCUGAGGUACUUGUUGAAAUAGAUGGCUCCACAACCGGAGCAACAGCACCGACAGGUGGAGACACUGAGGAGAAAGUGAGCAGCAGUGAGAGACAGCAGGAUGCCACAGAGAGUCAGAGCCAGGGCACAGAGCCAGGGGUUUCUGAGGGGGAGGUGACUACAAUAAUAGCCCAAGAGGAAAUUGCUGAGAAACAAGGGACAGGGAGAGAUACUUUUGAUAUGAAGGUGACUACAAUAGCUGCAGAAGAGGAGCAAGAAAAGACCCCCGGUAAGAAGAUAGUAGGUAAACGGGGCCCCAAGCCCAAGACUAUACAUGCUUGCAGCUACUGUGGUCACGAGUUUAGGGACAAGCCAAGCCUAGAUACACACAUCAAGAGACGCCACACCAAAGAGAUGAAUUACUUCUGUGAAUUCUGCUUGUACGCCUGUGUGGCAAAGUGCGACUACGAAAAGCACUGCCUUAGUAACAAGCACAACAAACGAGUCGCGGAAAGCAGGGAAUCCUCUGGCCUCGCGUCACCCACGGACAAGAAGACAGCCGAACAGGCUCAAAUCUUUGCCUCCACGACGACUCAGACCCGGGCGUCCAAGCGUGCGCUCGGUGCCAGGUUCCAGCUGCAGUGCGGGAGUUGCGAAUUCAGGGUCAGCAACUCUGCUUUGCUGGAGAGCCACGCUCGGCUAAAGCACCAUGGCGAGCAUCGCUUCCUCUGUAACGUAUGCCACUACUACACCGCUACCUCCGAGUGGAUGGACACGCACGUGUCCUCGGAGAGCCACCAGCAUGUGGCUGAGGAGAAAAACACAGGGUCCUCCUUUGAGGAGUGCGUUGAGAAGGUGAGCAGAGAUUCGAUCGGUGACGACAUGCUGACAGAUGACGUGGCAGUAGGGUUCACCGGACACGAUGGAGAGCUGCAACCUGAUGUUAACGAGGAAGCUGUUGAGGCUGCGAAAGUUGUGUUGGAGAACAUGGAAGAGCACAUGGACGAGAAAAGCCCCCCCAAGAGGAGAAGAGGCAGGCCAAAGGGGCCCGCUGCAACUACAUGUGAAUACUGUGGCCUUCUCGCCUCCAAUAGUACCAAUCUAAAUGUGCAUAUUCGUCGUAAGCACAGCCGGCAGUACAGCUUCACCUGCAGGCUUUGUUCUUACAACUGUGUGACGAAAGGCGACAUGGACCGACAUUGUGUCACAAAGAAGCACCUUAAACGCGUGGAGGAUGCUAGCAGUGAUGGCCAAGUGGACCUGGAUACAUCAGUGCAGGUCGUGAGUAAGGAGUCAGGCUCUCAGGCCAGCGAAGGUGAGGCUAUACAUCAUAAUAGUCCAGUCAGAGCAGGGUCCAAAGGAGAGGAGCGGGCCACGGACAAAACAGGGGAGCUGUCACAAGACGGCGUCAAAGCACAAGUGAGCAGCCCGAAAAAGAGCAAGUACGACUUGGUCAACUCCUGCAGCCAUUGCAGCUUCGUAGCUCAUUCGAUCCCCUCCCUCGACCUCCACGUGAAGAGGAGACACACCCGGGACUUUGAGUUUGUGUGCCUGGCGUGCAGCUACUACGCGGUCACGCGUCGAGAGAUGUCUCGCCACGCCGCCACGGACAAGCAUAAGCAGAAGAGUGAGGUCUACCUAGAGAACCUGGAGAGCUUUGUGGUGGAAGACCUGGCACAGCCGGAGGAGGAGACCAUGGAGCUGGGGAACAGAGCUGACCCUGAUGCUGACAACAAUGCUCACUCUGAGGAUCCCUCCCCCUUAGUGCCCCCUGACACAGACAUAGACCAGCCCACAGGCACAACUACAGACCAGCCUAACAUUAUAGACAUAGACCAGCCCCCUAUCAUCGCUACAGAACAACCCACAUACACAGAUACAGACCAACCCACAGAUACAGAGCAGCCCAACAACACAGACACAGACCAGCCCCCUAUCACCGAUACAGAGCAACCCACAGACACAGCUACAGAGCAACCCACAGACACAGCUACAGACACAGCUACAGACCAGCCCACAGACACAGCUACAGACCAGCCCACAGAUCAGCCCACAGACACAGCUACAGACCAUCCUACAGAUACAGCUACAGACCAGCCCACAGCUACAGACCCGCCCACAGACACAGCAACAGACCAGCCCACAGACACAGAGCAUAUUACCACUAACCCCACACAGACUUCUGAUGUUUGGAGCAAUGAGCAUGCAGCUACAAUAGUGGAAGUUAGUGGCACUGUUGUUGAGGAAAACACAGAGAUCCAGGUGGCUGGUGAGGCGUCCGGUGGUGACUCGGAGCAAACCAGCAACGAAGCUCCAGCAGAAAUCAUCAUAACACCGCCUGAGGAAGGCCAGAAGGAAGGGGCCGAACCCGAGGCGGAACCAGAGCUAUUCUGUUCAGACGACGAUGUUGAGAUGGCUGAUGAGAAACCUGACAUCUCUUCCCCAGAGAAACAGCUCACCAGGGCACUGCCGUUCGACGCUUGCAUCAUACCUCUCAAGUCCUUGACUGAAGCCGAGCUGGCUCUGCAUGAAGAACGCAUGGCUCACACUGUUGAGGGCCACUCUGGCAUGGCUGUAAGUGGCCUGGCCGGGGCGGGCAGUUUUCAGAAGAUCAAAAGAACCAAACCUGUAGGGUCUUCAGGUCUGUCCAAGGGGUUAACUCCCAACCCCCGCAUCCGCUGCGAGGACUGUGGCUUCGUGGCGGACGGCAUGAGCGGCCUCAAUGUGCACAUCUCCAUGAAGCACCCGUCCAAGGAGAAGCACUUCCACUGCAUGCUGUGCGGCAAGUCCUUCUACACGGAGAGCAACCUGCACCAGCACCUGACCAGCGCCGCCCACCUGCGCAACGAGCAGGCCAGCAUCGAGGAGCUUCCGGAGGGCGGCGCCACCUUCAAGUGUGUGAAGUGCACGGACCCGUUCGAGACGGAGCAGGAGCUGUUCGUGCACAUCAAGGAGAAGCACGAGGAGCUGUUGCGCGAGGUCAACAAGUACGUCCUGGAGGACACGGAGCAGAUCAACCGCGAGCGCGAGGAGAACCAGGGCAGCGUGUGUAAGCACUGCGGCAAGGUGUGCAAGAGCAGCAACUCCAUGGCCUUCCUGGCUCACAUCCGCACACACACAGGAUCGAAGCCAUUCAAGUGCAAAAUCUGCAACUUUGCCACCGCCCAGCUGGGUGACGCCAGGAACCACGUGAAGAGACAUCUGGGCAUGAGAGAGUACAAGUGCCACAUCUGUGGGUGGGCCUUUGUGAUGAAGAAGCACCUGAGCACUCACCUGUUGGGGAAACAUGGACUGGGCCAGCCCAAAGAGAGGAAGUUUGAGUGUGAUCUGUGCGACCGGUCGUUCAGUGAGAAGUGGGCUCUGAACAACCACAUGAAGCUGCAUACGGGGGACAAGCCCCAUAAGUGUGCCUGGCCUGCAUGCCACUACGCCUUCCUCACCCUGUCAGCCAUGAAAGACCACUACAGGACACACACGGGAGAGAAGUCCUUCCUGUGUGAUCUCUGUGGUUUUGCGGGUGGCACGCGACACGCCCUCACCAAACAUCGCCGCCAACACACAGGAGAACGGCCUUUCAAGUGUCAGCUGUGCGGCUUCGCCUCCACCACCCAGUCCCACUUGACCCGCCACAAGCGGGUGCACACAGGGGAGAAGCCCUACCGAUGCCCCUGGUGCGACUACAGAUCCAACUGUGCGGAGAACAUCCGAAAGCACAUCCUGCACACGGGGAAGCACGAGGGAGUGAAGAUGUACAACUGCCCCAAGUGUGACUACGGCACCAACGGCCCCAUGGACUUCAGGAACCAUCUGAAGGAGCAUCACCCCGACAUCGAGAACCCUGACCUGGCCUACCUGCACGCAGGUAUCGUGUCCAAGUCGUUCGAGUGUCGUCUAAAGGGCCAGGGAGCCACAUUCGUGGAGGUUGACACAGCGUUUGAUGGGGCCUUCCCGGUGCGGAGGGUGGGCUCCAUGGAGGGGCUGGAGGGCCAGGAGAGUGUCCAGCAGGUGAUUAUCAUCCAGGGUUACGGCGAUGGGGAGAUGGCCUUCGACCAGGCCCUGGAAGAGUCAGCUGCUGCCACCCUGAGGGACCUGGCCAUGGCGGGCCAGGUGGCCGAGGUGCUCCACAUCACCGAGGAUGGACAGGUCAUCUCCUCAGGGAGGGAGGUGUCGGCAGGCGGGGCACAUCACCUGGCCGGAGGCACCACCCAGUACGUCCUGCUGGAGUCCGGCGGGUCUGCAGCCGGAGGUGGAGGUCACGGGGGUCACGGGGGAAGGGCGAUGCACCAUCACAUGGUGUCGGAGUCAUCCACGGCUCUGGAUGCCCUCCUCAGUGCUGUCAGCGAGAUGGGCCAGCAGGAAGAAGACAGCCAAGAGGUCAUGACCCAGGAAGUUGUGUCAGAGGUCAUGGAGCGAGUGGAGGAGGAGGAGAUGGAGGUGGAGGUGAAGACAGAGGAGGAGGUGUGCGAGGAGCAGCAGGUGCAGGAGGAGCAGGUGGUCCAGGAGGUGCUGCAGUUUGCAGCCAGCCAGCUGAUGAUGAAGGAGGGGCUGACCCAGGUGAUCGUCAACGAUGAGGGGACCCACUACAUCGUGACGGAGCUGGAUGACAACACCCUCCAGGUGGAGGGGACCAUGUACACCCAGCAUCAGGGAGGGGAGGACGACCAGCAGAGUGAGGGCAUUUCAGAGGGCCAGGCUGGGGAGAGGAUGGUCUACUACCUGGAUGGAGCUCCACACAACGUGGUUCUAGAGAAGGUGGAGGUGGACUAGUCAGUGACUGUGGCAAGUUUCCUUGAUUCCUCGAGUCCUCUCUCCUCACCUCCUUCUCAAAAGCAGUUGGAUAAGAAGUUAUAGGGGAGUAACCUCUGAACUUUUCAUCCAUUGGGUUUUGAGGAGGAGGAGAGAGGAUGCAAGAAAUCAAGGAAAUGCAAUUGAGACUCUCCCUGUGUGAUGAACAAAUGUCCAGCUUAAAGCCCUUAAGAGUCUUUCCCUUUGUCUCUUUCAUGGAAAAUGUAAUUAUUUUUUUUACAUAGCUUUAUCUCCAUUUUGUAACGAUUUACUCAGGAUAACCUUGACAUCUAUGGAGUUAUAGUGAGGGGCGAAGUUUAUUGCUAACAUUAUUUAACAUAUGCAUCAUUUUACAGCCAAUCCCAGAAUUACCACUUGUUUUUGGAAUCAUGACUGGAAAUACAUAGGCUAUUUUCACAUGGUUCUAUUUUUUGAAAUGUGUUCAAUUACAAAAAUAAUAAUUUUAAGAUUACAUUUCCAGCAGGACAUUUUCCCAUUACCUAGAAAGACUUACAAUCUUUAAGUUGCAUGGUUUGGUUUUAUUGAAAGUUAGAGAAUAAUAACAGCUUUAUUUUCAAGGACAUUUUCACCCCAAAAAAUGAUAUUUUGGUGUUUGUUUAAUUAGUCCAUUAUUGAUACAGUCCCACAGGGUUUUGCAUGUCAUCAAUCACUUUUUGAAGAUAUAUAACUUUCGAAAUACAGAAAUACAGCCGGUGUGAUGCAUUUUGCAUCAUUAUGCAAAAUGCAGCAUCAUGUGGUAUGAAAUGCAUCAUUCCUGCUGUACUUCUGUAUUUUGAAAGUUACAUCUCUUGAAAACUUGAUUGCUGACAUGCAAAACAUUUCUGUACUAUAUCAACAAUGGACUAAUAAAACAAAUACCAAAAUAUCGUUUUUUGGGUGGAGUUUUCCUUUAAGUAGUGAUUUAAUUUGCAAUUAAAAAUGUAAUUUGUUUGUUUUGUUUGCUCAUUUAAAAAGGUACAUUAAUAGGUCAUGUUUUGAUAAGACCGGCUAUUACAACUUACCUUGCUGAAUCUCGGACCAAUAGUAUUUUGGACAUCGAAAAUAUCCAGGAGGCUGAUUGGUCUAAAUCCAGGGGCAGUCCAAUGAUUGGCUUUUCUUUCAGCAAUUGCUCAAUAUGGUCAGGGUGCUGAUUGGUCUGAAUCCAAGGGCAGUCCAUCUGUUUUUCAGGAUGUUCUCAAAAUGGCACGGUGCUGAGUUUCUGAUAAUCAUAAUUCAAUUCAAGUUGACAAGUAUUUUUGUUUCCAUUGGCUUUACUGCUCUCAGUCAAUGUAAAUAUAUGUUUCUGUAAAUGAAAUUGUAAUGAUACUGGCAUUUGAGUAAUGACAAUAAAGCUCAAUCUUCAUUUGGA